This is a messenger RNA of Nothobranchius furzeri (turquoise killifish), 2265 nucleotides long. RefSeq names its product gastrula zinc finger protein XlCGF57.1. NCBI's taxonomy places the organism in Eukaryota, Metazoa, Chordata, Actinopteri, Cyprinodontiformes, Nothobranchiidae. Gene Ontology annotation, biological process: regulation of transcription by RNA polymerase II. Gene Ontology annotation, molecular function: DNA-binding transcription factor activity, RNA polymerase II-specific; RNA polymerase II cis-regulatory region sequence-specific DNA binding. The record is from RefSeq and is a predicted model, not a curated record. Gene Ontology annotation, cellular component: nucleus.
GACCGUCACACAGCAGAAGAAGAGUCGGACCGGAAGUUUAUCCUUCGAAGACGCAAGCAGCUAGAAAUCUCAAUUUUGAAGCUAAUUUUAAAUUUUGAAUAACAUUAAAAGAAAAGUCCACAUUUAUCUGGAUUUGCAAUCAGUUUCCGCAGUUCAGUAACAAUUACAGGAACAUUUUUGAUGGCAGGAAGCUAACGCUUCCUGGUAACGCUUUGGGGAAAAUGCCUACAGAUCACGAACAAGAGUCGUUUUUAAUGGAAAAUGAGCAACAAAAAAAACUCUUAGGUUCUAUGUUUAGCUCACGAGUUCGGCUGCAAGAAACAGAUGUCCAGCAGAUAAAGCUGAAUGAAGAAGAAGCUCCAGUACAACGGAGUCCCGAUGUGGACCAGCAGGACCCAGAGCUACUUAUCAUAAAGGAGGAAGAGGAAGAACAGUUGGCCAGUCUGGAUGAAGAGCAGCUCAGUGUGAAGGAGGAGACAGAUGACACAGGGUAUUCAUUCACUGUGGUUACUUUGAAGAGUGAGGAUGACGAUGAAGAUCUUGUGUCCUCAGAAGGUGACGGAGAUCUUCCAGUUAGUUCACCUGACCACGUGGGAGGAGAUGUCAGCGAGGAGGACUGUGAUAAAGCAGAGACAAACCUAGAUUAUCAAGAUGAUUCCAGCUCCUCAGAGAUUGGAGUCGGUACGGAUGAUGACAGUGACUGGACUAAUCCUGACUAUCAGCUCAAAUGUGUCUCCGACUCGGAGUCAGAAACUGAAAACGAUGAUGAAGAUUGGAAGGAGAGUGGUGCUUCAGAGUCUGGUGUAAACACCACCAACACAAGCUUUAAUAAGAAAUGUUAUGGAGUGAAGAAAAAUGUUGAGUCACACGAGAAAGUCCAGACAAAACUGAAAUCCUUCAUUUGUGCUGACUGUGGUAGAAGGUUCAACAGGAAAACAAAUCUUAACAAUCACAUGAGAAUCCAUACAGGACAAAAAACAUUUAGCUGUGAUGUUUGUAAACAAAGUUUUAGCCUAAAGACAAGUUUAAACAGACACACAAGAAUCCAUACAGGACAGAAACCCUUUGACUGUGAUGUUUGUGGACAAACGUUUAGCCGAAAGGCUACUUUAAACAGACACAUAAGAAUCCACACAGGGGAGAAACCAUUUAGUUGUGAUGUUUGUCUGCGAAGUUUUGGAGAUAAAACCACAUUAAACUCACAUAAGAGAAAGCACACAGGGCAGAAACCAUUUGAUUGUGAUGUUUGUGGGCGAAGUUUUAGUGAGAAAACAAAUUUAAAUGCCCAUAUGAGAAUCCACACAGGACAAAAAUCUUUUUGUUGUGAGGUCUGUGGACAAAUAUUUAGCCAAAAGACAAAUUUGAACUCACACAUGAGAAUCCACACAGGACAGAAACCAUUUGAUUGCAUUGUUUGUGGCCAAAGGUUUAGUGAUAAGAAACAUGUGAAAAUACACAUGAGAAUCCACAAUGGACAGAAACCUUUUGGUUGUGAUGUUUGUGGAGAAAAAUUUAGCCAAAAGACGCAUUUAAAUUCGCACAUGAGAAUUCACACCAGACAAAAACCGUUUCAUUGUGAUUUUUGUGGUAGAAAGUUUAGCCAAAAGACAAACCUAAACAGACACAAGAGAAUCCACACAGGACUAAAGCCUUUUGAUUGUGAUAUUUGUGGGCACAAGUUUAGCCAAAAGAUAAGUUUACACAGGCAUUUCAGGACCCACACUGGAGAGAAACCAUUUUGCUGCGAUAUUUGUGGACAAGCAUUUAGCCGAAAAACGCAUUUAAACCGACACAUAGGAGUCCACGCAGGACAGAAAUAGUUCCAUUAUGAUGCCUGUGGUGUUUCAGUUACUUCUGUCAAGUGAAUGUGUGUUAGUUGAAUUAAUAUAGCAUGAAGGUACCAAGUUUUUACUGAUCAUUCCAUAUUUAAUGGACACCUACUUAUCCACAAUGGAGAAAAAAUUGACCAAAAGUCAAUUUUAAACACAUCUAUAAAAAUAUAGACACUGUUUGGUUAUGAGGUUUGCUGACAAAGUUUUAUUUUAUUUAUUUUUUUCAAAAGAUGCAAAUAAACACAACAGUCAGAGCCAUUCAUUUGUAAAUAUCAAGAAUAUUUCUUAAGAUACUGAAGAAUUCACACAGAUUUGAAGCUGUAGAUUCAGGGUUCGUUGAUGUUUUACAUGCUAAACUGAAUGUGAUUUUUUUUUAUAUUUGUUCAGGUUGAAUCUUACUUGCUCAUCUUGAAUAAAUGAUUAAAAAACUGAA